AUGGCGUCGGUGCGUGAAGAAGAACCUAACCUGGCGCUAGCGUGCGUUACGGACCGUGAGCGGGACCGCGGUGGAGGCUGUGGGACAAACGCUGGUGGCGGUGCGACGGGUGCCAAGUGUGGGGCCGUGCGAAGCCAAAGCUCGGUUGAGAACUCCGGGCCAGGGGGUGUGAUUCGAUUAUCCUCCGGCAGGCGAAGAUGCAAAAGAAAAGAUCGUGAGCCGGUGCGGCCGACUGCGUGCGAUUCGGACAGUCGGGCCGGAAAAGCCCUCCGAUCGUAUCGCAAGGAGGUGGCCGAGCAGGAUCCAUGUCAAAGCCCCGGUAAUCACAUUAAAAGCCCUAAUCACUCGAACAAUAACGACGCCGGACUGACUGAACGCAACAACAACCUCGGUCUCGAUCCGCACGGUACGGAGGGAUUAAAUCUGGACAAUACACACAGCAACUGCCAUCACCAGCUGCCGGGCGGGCGGGAGGCUUGUCCCGGGACGCCCGGGACACCGACCUUUGGUCUGCCAAAGAUGCUGUGCACCGCCACGGUGGCCACGGUAAGGUUGCCCAAGCUGAUACUACUCGUUCUGCUGGUGGCCUACCUCGGGUGCUCGAGCUGUUCCGGGUUCGUGCUCGACGGUUCGCAGAACAGCUUUGCCCAGUUCCGCAAAUGGUACACCGGGCUGAACGGAUCGCUUGAGCUGGAGUUUAAGACGGAACAACCGAACGGACUGGUCCUGUACACGGACGACGGUGGCACGUUCGAUUUCUUCGAGCUGAAGCUGGUCGAGGGUGCCCUCCGUUUGCGAUACAAUCUCGGUGGCGGCGCACAAAUCAUUACCGUCGGCCGGGACUUGCACGAUGGCCACUGGCACAAAGUUCAGGUGUUGCGGAACGAUGAACACACAACGCUCACCGUGGACGGUGUCUCGCAGAGUCGCAGCUCCCGAGGGAAGGAGUUCCUGUUUGGCAAGUUUGCCACCAACUCGGACGUCUUCGUCGGCGGUAUGCCGAACUGGUACAACACCAAGCUGGCCCUGUUGGCGCUCCCGAGUGUCAUCUUCGAGCCGCGGUUCCGCGGCUCCGUCCGGAACCUGGUGUAUUCCGAUCAGCCGGGCGUUUCACCGCGGCGGCAGGAGAUGCGUCAACCGCGGGACAUCAAGUGCGGCGAUUCACCGUGCGACUUGACGGCGAUGCCACGCGAAAAGGUAACUCGGCACGAACGCAACCCGGCAGUGCUGCCAUCGCUGCCGCCACUGCCACGGCCACCGGCCAGCGACGCACAAAUCAGCAUCCGUCCGUCCCAGGUCCAGUCUGGCCGCCGCCAGGUCGGGAAGCGGAGCGCACAAUAUGGCGGCAUCUAUCCGCCCAACUACGACCUGGCACACCAGUGCCUUCGAACACUGCCGUCCGAUAAGCAACUACGAAGCAACGUCACGGAUGCGUGCGAACGCCACGACCCCUGCCAGCACGGUGGCAUCUGCAUAUCAACCGAUUCCGGGCCGAUCUGCGAGUGCCGGAACCUGGAGUACGAGGGAACGUACUGCGAGCGCGAUAAGGCACCAUCGGAGGCAACGUUCCGUGGGACGGAGUUCCUUUCGUACGACCUUGGACAGACGGGUGGUGAACCGAUCGUUAGUGCCCAGGAUGCCAUCACGUUGUACUUUCGCACACGACAGCCCAACGGACUGCUCUUCUACACCGGCCACGGAACUGACUACCUGAACCUGGCGCUCCGCGAUGGCGGUGUGUCGCUGACGAUGGGCCUUUCAAACGGGAAGCAGGAGAUGCACAUCAAGCCCUCCCGCGUGCGCUUCGACGACCACCAGUGGCACAAGGUUACGGUUCACCGACGAAUCCAGGAGAUCUCAUCGAUAACGAGCUUCUGUCGGCUAGUGGCCGUUGUGGACGAUGUGUACACCGACCAUUCGCACAUUGCCGGCAAGUUCACGAUGCUGUCGUCAUCGCGGGUCUACGUGGGGGGUGCCGUGAACCCGCGGGCCCUUCUGGGGGCCCGCGUGCACAACAACUUUGUCGGAUGCCUCCGGAAGGUUGAAUUUUCGGCCGAUACCCUGCGCCUGAAUCUGAUCGACCUGGCGCGGACCGGCUCGAAGCUGAUACAGGUGGCCGGGCGCGUCGAUUACACGUGCCCCUCCGGUGACCCGCAGGACCCCGUGACGUUCACCACCCGAGAAUCCUACCUGCUACUUCCACCGUGGGACGCGUCGAAGCAGGGCAUCCUGUCGUUCAAGUUCCGCACAAACGAACCGAACGGAUUGAUCAUCCUCAACACAAUGACGCGCGCUCCAAAGAGUAACUUCUUCGCGGUGGAACUGCUGAACGGGCACAUCUACAUCCACAUGGACCUGGGCACGGGCGCGGUGAAGGUGCGAGCCUCGAGACGUCGCGUGGACGACGGCGUUUGGCACGAGCUGUCGGUGCGCCGGAGUGGCCGCGAGGGCAAGGUCGGAGUCGACGGCCAGUGGAACGACUUCCGGACGCCGGGCGAAGCGUCCCAGAUGCAGCUCGACAGCCCAAUGUACAUCGGCGGCAUUGGGCCACCGUACGCCGAAAUCUACAUCCCGCCGGCCAUUUGGACCGCGACGCUACGCCAAGGGUUCGUCGGGUGUCUGCGCGACCUCACGCUGUCGGGCAAACCGGUCGACAUCGCCCACAUUGCCCGCCAGCAAGACUCCGGAGCCAUCAAGCCCUCGUGCCACGUCAUAGCGAACCAGUGCGGUGGCCAGGUGUCACCGUGCCAGAACGGCGGACAGUGCACCGAAGGAUGGAACCGACCGCUAUGCGACUGCUCGGCAACGCUGUUCACCGGCCCGACGUGUGGCCGCGAAUCGGCCACGCUGGCGUUCAACGGCUCACAGCACAUGGCCAUCUGGAUCGGGGGCAACCUGGGGAGCCGGACGCAGACGGAGGAGCUGGUCAUCCGCUUCAAGACAUCGCGACCCGCCGGAUUGCUGCUGCUCACCAGCGCCGAGUCCAGCUCUUCCGACCGACUCGAGAUCGGACUGGUGGCGGGCCGUGUCCGUGCCAACGUGCGGCUCGGCGAUCGGGAAAAGAACCUACUGGCCGGCCAGGGUGUCUUGAACGACAACAACUGGCACACGGUGAGGUUUUCUCGCCGUGCGUCGAAUCUGCGGCUGCAAGUUGACGGGACACAACCCGUCAGGGGUAUGUUAUCCGAAGCCAUCCUGGGACGUCACAGCACGCUCGAAGUGAAGUCGAUCCAUCUGGGCGGGCUGUUCCACGCGGAAGAAGAGAUCCAGAUGACGGCCGCCAUGCCCAACUUUGUCGGCCAGCUGCAGGGAUUCGUCUACAACGGCCACCGGUACAUCGAUCUGGUGAAAACGCUCGGUCCCGAGCUGUCAUCGCUGCCGACGACCACGUUCAAGCUGACGGCCCGGUUCGUCAACUCGCCGCCCGGUUCGCCGUACCUGCCGGCCACGUUUCGCUCGAAGCACUCGUACGUCGGCCUGCCGAUCCUGAAGGCAUACUCGUCCGUGUUCAUCGACUUCCGCUUCAAAACGCUCGAACCGAACGGCCUGCUGUUCUUCAACGGCGGCAAGCGCUCGGACUUCCUGGGGGUGGAGCUCGUGAACGGCCACAUUCACUACGUGUUCGAUCUGGGCGACGGGGCGAUUACGCUGCGCGAUAAGGCGCGCAUCCACAUGAACGACAAUCGGUGGCACUCGGUCAGCAUCCGGCGGCCCGGCCCCAAGACGCACACCCUGGCGGUGGACGAGUCGAUCGAGAUCUAUACCGCGACCGGCAAUAACAUGCACCUGGAGCUGGAAGGAAUCCUCUACGUGGGCGGCGUGUUCAAGGACAUGUACACGCGGCUGCCGGCGAGCAUUGCGUCGCGUUCCGGGUUCGAGGGCUGCAUCGCGUCGGUCGAUCUGGCCGACACGUCGCCCAGCCUGACGGAGGACGCCGUCGUGCCGAGCUCGCUGGUGGUGUCCGGCUGCGAAGGGCCGACCAAGUGCAGCCAGAAUGCAUGCGCUAACCGGGGCGUCUGUGUGCAGCAGUGGAACGCCUAUGCUUGCGAGUGUGACAUGACCUCCUUCACCGGUCCCACCUGUUACGAUGAAUCCAUUUCGUACGAGUUCAGCAACAGCAAGGGCCUCAUACAGUACAACUUUCCGCCGGGUCGCCAGCCGGACACGGAGGAGGACAGCAUAGCGCUCGGCUUCGUUACUACCAAGUCCGAUGCCGUUCUGCUGCGCAUCGAGAGCUCGACCACGCAGGACUACAUCGAGAUGGAGAUCGUCGAGGGCAACGUGUUCACCGUGUACAACGUGGGCACACAAGAUCUGCCCCUCGGUGAGGUGGCCGUGAAGGUGAACGACAAUAACUACCACAUCGUGCGCUUCACCCGAACUGGCGCUAACGCUACGUUGCAGAUCGACGAUUACAACGUCCAGACAGUGACGUCGAUCGGGCACCAGUCGACUGUGUUCACCUCGAUGGCCAACAUCCAGGUCGGUGGUAAGAUCGCGCGCAACGGCCGGUCGCGCAUCGAGCGCCCCUUCAGCGGUGUCAUCGCCGGUCUGUCCGUCAACCGGUUGCGCGUCCUCGACCUGGCCGCGGAGCGCGAUCCGCACAUCAACGUACGGGGCGACGUACAAUUGGUAACUGGCGUUUUAGAUAGAAAUGACCAAAGAAUGCAGCAGAACUCUUCCGAUCCUUUCAAGACACCGGCCAGCGGCUACCCGGGCGUGAUGGACGACCUGAUCUUCAGCGGGGCCGGCUCGGGGUGCCGCGGGGACGACGAGGACGAGUGCACGCCCCCGUUCGAGAACGGUUCCGGCGACGAGCUGAUCACGCCGGUGUACGUCCCGCCGACGAAGCAAACGGCCACGACCGCGUCCGGCGGGCGGGGUCGCGGGAAGCCGGGCGAGAAGCCGGGCUGCGACGACGAAGACUGUCUGCCCGGUUCCGGCAGCGGCGAGGUGACGGAGGUGGUCACCUCUUCGACGGCCAGAAGUUCCGAGACGAGUCCGGACCUGACGUACACCACCGUCGACUUCGACCGGAAGCCCGGUGGCACGACUUCCCUCACGACCCUGGGUCGGACGCCGGAUUCCUACUCGCCGUCGCCGUCCCACACGACCAGCGAAAUGGACACGACGAGCGGGACGAGCGGUGGCACGACGGGGGGCGCUUACGGCACCAGCGUCUACGGUGGGGCCCCCGACGGAAGCUACGGCACCACGGUGUCGAUGGGCACGACCGGUUUCGGACCCAGCACCGGCACCACGGCCGGCGGCCGGCCAACGUUCGGAUCGACGCCGGGCGGCACCACGGUCGGGCUGAGCAGCACGUACGGAUCGACCACGCAGCAGCAGCAGCAGCAGACGCCUCCAUCGACCACGACCGAUCGGUCCCGGAACCAGGAGCAAGGCACCACGUUCGGUGGACAGACGGCGUCAACGGGCGCGGACGACGACGGGGACGAUACGCACGGGGCACACUUUGGUCCCGCGACCGACUACGGCAACGGGGGCGAUGGUGAGGAACCAUCCAGGACGACCGUCCAGCAGACGUACCCCGGGCUGCGGCCCAAUCAUCCGCCCACGCGAGCCCCCGAGGUACCACCGAACCCGGAACCGGAGCCCCCGUAUCCUCCGCACCCGCAACCGCCGUACCCGCCGCCGACGCGCCUCCCGAAGCACAAGGGCGGCCGGAUCAACUCGGAGGCCGAGGAGCGCACGGCCAUGAUCAUCGGCAUCGUGGCCGGGGCCCUGAUCGCCGUCAUCCUCGUCAUCCUGCUCGUCCUGUGGAUCAAGUCGAACGGGGACCGCUCGUACAAGACGGAGCACGACAAGAGCGGCCUGUACGGGCAGGGGCCGAGCGCGGCGCUGCUCGGAGGAUCCCACGGGAACUCGGGCAGCGGGCACCACUACAACCAGCAGUCGCAGGCGGCCCAGCCCCCAGCGCACCACCAGCAAGGGCCCCAGCAUCAGCACCACCAGCAGCAACACCACCAGCCGUCGGCGCCGCCCCACUACAACGUGCACCACUCGAACGGGGGCAGCACGCUGCCCCUGAACGGUUCCCUACGCCAUCACGGCCACCCGGGCAACGGGAUGGGCAGCGGGGGCAGCAUGAGCAUGGGCUACGGCGGGCUGAACGGUAGCGGUAGCGACAAGGGCAGCAUGCAGUCUAGUGGUGGUGGCGGAGGCGCCGGUGGCGGUGGCGGCGGCGGCGGCGGCGGUGGUGGUUCCGGCGGAAUGUCACAGCCGCAGCGCCAGAAGAGCCGCAACUCGAAGGACAUCAAGGAGUGGUACGUCUAA
Anopheles bellator is the source of this 6297-nucleotide messenger RNA. RefSeq names its product neurexin-3. The record is from RefSeq and is a predicted model, not a curated record. The transcript is spliced from 22 exons. NCBI's taxonomy places the organism in Eukaryota, Metazoa, Arthropoda, Insecta, Diptera, Culicidae. Bases 1 to 6297 code for a protein of 2098 amino acids.